This is a messenger RNA of Staurois parvus, 430 nucleotides long. NCBI's taxonomy places the organism in Eukaryota, Metazoa, Chordata, Amphibia, Anura, Ranidae. The record is from the annotation of a GenBank genome assembly.
AUGGGUCGCCCUCAGGAGCUCAGUGAAUUCAAAUGUGUUAUCGUGAUAGGUUGCCACCUGUGCAAUAAGUCCAUCCAUGAAAUUUCCUUGCUACUAAAUAUUCCAAAGUUAACUGUUAGUGGUAUUAUAACAAAGUGGAAGCAACUGGGAACAACAGCAACUCAGCCACAAAGAGGUAGACCACGUAAAAUGACAAAGAGGGGUCAGUGCAUGCUCAAGCACACAGUGCGCAGAAGUCGCCAACUGUCUGCAGAGUCAUUACCUAAAGACCUCCAAACUUCAUGUAUCCUUAAGAUUAGCACAAUAGUGCAUAGAGAGCUUCAUGGAAUGGGUUUCCAUGGCCAAGCAGCUGUAUCCAAGCCUUACAUCACCAAGUGCAAUGCAAAACGUCGGAUGCAGUGUUGUAAAGCAAGCCGCCACUGAAAUCAAG